AUGACUUUCUCCUCAUCAGCCAUGAUGGCCACAUUCCUCCUUGCCACUUUCUACUCGCAGCUCGCAGCAGCGCAAACCCCAGAGGCCACCACCGUCUCCUUCGCCUCCGUGAUCUUCCCUGCAGUCCCUAUAAUCGACGUCAAUAUCUCCUACAAGGGCUGUGCUCAAGUCCCCGAUCAAGUCACCGCAUUCUCUGCUCUUAACACCGACGCUGUCUUUGCCAUCUACCAGGAUGACGCCUGCAAGAACUACCUUUAUUCCGUCGAGGGUUCCUUGGUCAACAUGCAGGGGGUCAAGAGUAUGUCCUUUGACAAGAUCGACUCGACCAACGCCUAUAAAUUGGGUGUCACCUUUAUGGACUCCACGAUCUCAUCCCAGCCUGCCAACCGCAAUGUCUUGAUCGCCAUGGUUGUAUCAGGUGCCGUCUUCUUCUUUGCCGUUGGUGGCGCUGCCCUCUGGUUCAUGGAGAGAAAGAAGAAGGCCAAAUUGAGCAACAAGGUUGGCGUUUCUGGCGCUGGUCUUCCAGUCUACGCCAGCAAGAGCCAGGAGGCUACCGUCAGACAUGUCUCGUCCUCCUACCCCGCCUCGUCUGCCUCGUCUGUCUCUUAUCUCCCCGCGUACAACAUCACUACAACCACUACUACCUAUACCUCUGCUUAA
Molecule: messenger RNA, 660 nt
Organism: Linnemannia hyalina
Lineage: Eukaryota; Fungi; Mortierellomycota; Mortierellomycetes; Mortierellales; Mortierellaceae
Source: the annotation of a GenBank genome assembly